CCCUCAAACUCAAACCCUAGCAAGCGGGGCCGCCUCUCUCUCUCUCUCUUCCUCUCCAUCUCCAUCUCCUUCAAUUCGAACCCUAAACCCAUCUUCCAUCCUAAGAAUCAAAUCAAAAUGGCUUUUGCUGCUAGAAUCGGUAGCCUCCUAAAACAAAGCAUAUCCCAAAACAUUAUUGCUUCAAAUGGGCAUGGUUCUUUACCGUCCAUGUACAAUUCUCUCAGGUGUAUGUCUGGAGGAUCAAACCUGUUUGUCGGAAGUCUUUCAUAUUCGACUGAUGAUUAUUCUCUAAAGGAAGCAUUCUCCACUUUCGGUGAAGUUCUUGAAGCUAAAGUUAUCACUGACAGAGAAAAUGGGAAAUCAAGGGGAUUUGGAUUUGUUAAUUAUAGUUCCGAGGAGAGUGCCAGUGCAGCUAUAACUGGGAUGGAUGGCAAGGAACUUGCUGGGAGGACUAUUCAUGUCAGCUAUGCUAACCAAAGACCUCCUCGCGGUGGUGGUGGCUACGGAGGCGGCGGUGGCAGCUGGUGAAGGUUUCACUAAAGUGGUUGUGGAAAUUAGAAAUCAAAACUAUGAGAAAUGGGUCAGGUUUUUUUUUUUUGGUAUGAAUCUUUAGCGGUUAGAUUUAAUUUUCUAUAAAUUACUUUUGUGCAUACUCCAAUCUCUAAUCGGAUUAGACUAUUUCUGGUUGCAUUACUUAAUUUUAAUAUCUGGAUUAAGGCUCAGUCUUGAAAUAAAUUUUGCCUGCCAGGAAGUGUUGAACU
Papaver somniferum (opium poppy) is the source of this 761-nucleotide messenger RNA. Its product is annotated as glycine-rich RNA-binding protein 2, mitochondrial-like. Gene Ontology annotation, molecular function: RNA binding. The record is from RefSeq and is a predicted model, not a curated record. NCBI's taxonomy places the organism in Eukaryota, Viridiplantae, Streptophyta, Magnoliopsida, Ranunculales, Papaveraceae. The transcript has a single exon. The coding region runs from base 118 to 528 and encodes 136 amino acids.